Parastagonospora nodorum SN15 is the source of this 1776-nucleotide messenger RNA. RefSeq lists its product as hypothetical. Lineage: Eukaryota; Fungi; Ascomycota; Dothideomycetes; Pleosporales; Phaeosphaeriaceae. The coding region runs from base 1 to 1776 and encodes 591 amino acids. Gene Ontology annotation, molecular function: aldehyde dehydrogenase (NAD+) activity. The transcript is spliced from 3 exons. The record is from RefSeq and is a predicted model, not a curated record.
AUGGAGCGCAUCACAGCCCGUUCAGAGGGCGAUUUCUACACAGUGCUAUACAGCGGUCUGUGGGUCGCUGCAUUGAGUGCGAUUUGGUUCUUUUGCCGCGCUGAUCCAGAAGCCCCUGUGAAAUAUGUUGUCGAGCCGCCCGAGGAAGCAAAGCCGGGUUGGAAGGGUGAUGUGCUGGAGAAGCCGUCGCUAAAGGUUUCUGGUUCGUCCCUCAUUCAAUGCUAUGCUCCUGCGACGGGACAAGCACUCGGUCGCAUCAACCCCUCCACUGCAGAUGGCAUCGAUCGCGCCAUUGCAAAGGCCAAAGCCGCUCAGGUCACAUGGGCGCAGACGAGCUUUAUUCAGCGCCGCAAGGUGUUGAAGACGAUGCUCAAGUUUAUCCUCAACAACCAAGAGACGAUUGCGAAGAUAGCGUGUCUCGACUCGGGCAAGACCAUGGUCGAUGCCAGUCUUGGGGAGAUUCUGGUUACCGUGGAAAAGUUGAGGUGGACAAUCAAACAUGGCGAAAAGAGCCUAAAGAGUGAGAAGCGGGACACGAGCUUCUUGAUGAUGUAUAAGUCGAACGAGGUCAUGUGGGAGCCGCUUGGUGUUGUUGCCGCUUGUUUCCACAACCUCAUCAGCCCCGUCAUCGCCUCGAUCUUCGCCGGCAACGCCAUCAUCGUCAAAGGCUCCGAAGCCACCGCCUGGUCCUCCUCCUACUUCGCGUCAAUUGCAACCAGCGCCCUCUCAGCAUGCGGCCACUCGCCCGACAUUGUCCAGUCCAUCAUCUGCUGGCCUGACGUCGCCGACCACCUGACCUCCCACCCAUCAAUAUCGCACAUUACCUUCAUCGGCUCCCGCCCCGUCGCCCACCACGUCUGCGCCUCCGCCGCCAAAGCCCUGACACCCGUGUGCGUCGAGCUCGGCGGUAAAGACCCCGCCAUUGUCCUCGACGAUGUUUCCGAGUCCGACCUCAGGCGCAUCGCCAGCAUUCUCAUGCGCGGCGUCUUCCAGUCCGCCGGCCAGAACUGCAUCGGCAUCGAGCGCAUCAUCGCACUCCCCGACGUCUACGACCGCCUCAUCGACCUCUUGACCCCUCGCAUCCGAGCCCUGCGUCCCGGCUUCGCACGAGAAGAUGCCAUCAUCGACGUCGGCGCAUCCAUCUCCGACGCCAGUUUCGACCGCCUGGAAGAACUCGUCGCCGACGCAGUCAGCAAUGGCGCCCGCCUCCUCGCCGGCGGCAAGCGCUAUUCCCACCCGCAGUAUCCCGCAGGACAUUACUUCACGCCCACGCUCCUCGUCGACGUGACCCCCGAUAUGCAGAUUGCGCAGACAGAACUCUUCGCACCCGUCUUCAUGCUCAUGCGCGCGGACAAACUCGACACCGCCAUCGCGACCGCGAAUUCCACAAUCUACGCCCUCGGCGCGUCGGUAUAUGGGUCCAAGACGGCGGACUUGGAGCGCGUGGUGAGAGAGGUGCAUGCGGGCAUGGUGGCGGUGAAUGACUUUGCCGUGUUUUACAUGGUGCAGUUACCGUUUGGCGGGAGAGGGGGCAGCGGGUAUGGGAGGUUUGCGGGCAUGGAGGGGCUCAGGGGUUUGUGUAAUCAAAAGAGUGUUACGCGGGAUCGGUUUGCGUGGGCGGGGAUCAAGACGGCGAUCCCGCCGGCCAUGGACGUGCCGCUGAGUGGGGAGCGGGCGAUGCAAAAGGCGUGGGGCAUGGCAGUGGGGAUUGUGUGGUUGGGAUACGGGGGGUGGAAGGAUUUUGGCAAGGGCAUCAAGGGCGUCAUGGGCUUGUAA